AACCUCGAUCCACCGUGAGUGGACACGUUGCCCCCAUAUUAUGUCAAUAAAUUUCAUCUAUAUAUAAUAACCAGUUUCAAUGUAAAGUUAUGAGUUAACGUCCCAUUGAGGUCCUUGAUAGUCUCAAAUAAUCCCUUCUGCUUUAUUUUUCAGGCUAUUAAGAAUGGUCAAGUUUUGCUUCGUCGCAUUAGCUUUGCUGGUGGCGUGCUGUGCCGUUCAAGCAGCUCCUUCCUACGAUGACGUAGAAGCUGCCUGGGAAAAUUUUCAGGCUCAUUAUCCGCAAAAGAAGGAUGCAUCACCCCAAAAAAUUGCAAAGCGUAAAGCCAACUUCAUCAAAGCUCAUGCUAUGAUCGAGAAGCACAACAAAAUCAAGAGUGUCACUUUCCAGAUGGAACAUAACAAAUUCUCCGCAAUGGAUGAUGACGAGAAAAAGCAGUACAAUGGAGCACGUCCUCCACCGCAUCAUGAAGGUUCGAAAUUCAUAAAUGUUGAUGAAUCAGCCGUAUCUACAAGACAACUGCCCGCUAGCCUGGACUACCGUACCGACAAAUGCUUGGCAUCAGUUAAAAACCAAGGAUCGUGUGGAAGCUGCUGGGCUUUCACUGCUAUUACGCCACUAGAAUUCGCGCAGUGCAAAAAAACCGGCACACCUGUUGUUUUGAGCGAGCAGCAAUUGGUUGAUUGCGAUACUAGCAAUGGAGGUUGCAAUGGUGGUUGGUACACGUCGGCUUGGUACUACCUAAAGAAUGGAUGUGCAAAACAGUCACUCUACACUUACACCGCUACCAAAAACACCUGCAAGUAUACUUCUGCCAAUUCAGCAGCCACAGUCUCUUCCUACGGUUCCGUCAUCUCUAAUAGUCCCGCAUCUAUGCAAUCAGCUCUGCAGAAGUACGGCCCUCUUGCAGUGGCCAUCACUGUCGUCAAUUCUUUCUACUCCUAUAAGAAUGGGGUGUACAAUGAUGUGGCAUGUGACAACCUGGGUGUGAAUCACGGUGUAGUCGUUGUAGGCUGGGGCAGCCUCAACGGAAUCCCUUACUGGAUCGCUCGCAACUCAUGGGGAAGUUCUUGGGGAAGCUCUGGAUACAUUCUUAUGCAACGUGGUGUCAACAAAUGCAGCAUUGAGAAGCAUCCCGCCGUCAAUUGUAUCCGUUGUUUAAAAUCAAGGCUCUUCAACUCCUACUAAAGGCUAUAAAAAUAUGAAAACCAGUUGAGUUUGAAGUCCGCACUUUUAUUGAUCAUUUGUUAACCCUUUGCCUAUAAGUAAAGGAUUUAUAUAACAUGAAUACUUUGGAAACUAAUAUAUUAUAAUAUAAAUUGGAAACAAAAA
Molecule: messenger RNA, 1330 nt
Organism: Daphnia magna
Lineage: Eukaryota; Metazoa; Arthropoda; Branchiopoda; Diplostraca; Daphniidae
Product: ervatamin-B
Cellular component (GO): lysosome
Molecular function (GO): cysteine-type endopeptidase activity
Source: RefSeq, a predicted model, not a curated record